Camelus dromedarius (Arabian camel) is the source of this 720-nucleotide messenger RNA. RefSeq names its product mast cell protease 1A. The record is from RefSeq and is a predicted model, not a curated record. Bases 1 to 720 code for a protein of 239 amino acids. Lineage: Eukaryota; Metazoa; Chordata; Mammalia; Artiodactyla; Camelidae. Gene Ontology annotation, biological process: proteolysis. Gene Ontology annotation, cellular component: cytoplasm; intracellular membrane-bounded organelle. The transcript is spliced from 5 exons. Gene Ontology annotation, molecular function: serine-type endopeptidase activity.
AUGGCAUUUCUUCAGAUCCAGACUUCAGGGAACAUUAUACUCUGGGGCGGUUUUCUGGCGCGUGAGGACUUCGUGCUGACAGCAGCUCACUGCUGGGGCAGCUCAAUCAGCAUCACCCUGGGGGCCCACAACAUCCUCGAGCAGGAGGGGACCCAGCAGGUCAUCCGGGUGAGAAGAGCCAUCCCCCACCCAGAUGAUGAUGAUGAAAACACGGCCAACGACGUCAUGUUACUGCAGCUGACGAGGAAGGCCAACCUGACCACCGCUGUGAGCCCCAUCCGGCUGCCCCAGGGGAAGGAGCCGGUGAAGCCAGGGAUGGUGUGCAGUGUGGCCGGAUGGGGGCUUCUUGGCGUGAACAAACCUGCAGCAGCAAAACUGCAGGAGGCAGAGCUUGAAGUCCAAACAGACCAGCAAUGCAUCCAUCACUACAAACAUUACGAUGCCACCACCCAGAUAUGUGCAGGGAACCGAAGAAACAGGGAGAAUUGUUUUGAGGGAGACUCUGGAGGCCCCUUACUGUGUAACAGUGUGGCCCAGGGCAUUGUCUCCUUUGGAACCAAGGAUGCAGACCCCUCCUUCCAACUCUGGAAUAAAAAUCCUGUUGCAGUGACAGCCAGCGCCCUCCGAUCACACGUCCCCAGUGUCAGCUUCCCGGCCAGGCUGCCUGUGAGUCCAUCAGAACACGGAGACAUCUCCUCAGGAAAACUGACCCUCAUCUAG